Messenger RNA from Cuscuta campestris, 2301 nucleotides. Lineage: Eukaryota; Viridiplantae; Streptophyta; Magnoliopsida; Solanales; Convolvulaceae. The record is from the annotation of a GenBank genome assembly.
CUCGAAGCUUAUUGAAGGUUUUGAGAAUUUUCAGGCGAAACUUCCGGCGAGGAUUUUGUGACUAUCUCCGGCGACCUCACACCAAUACGACAACACCACUGCGUUUUCUUCACUCCCAGCAACAAAAUAGACAGAAAGUUUGUAAGAAAUGGUGAGGAAUUGAAGGAAUGGAGAUGACCCUUAUAUAGCCAAGUGAAAGAGGAUGAAGACACAGUGAUGACCUCUCCUUCGACUGUUUCGGCGGCUGGGUGGAGCGGGCUGCUGUCUUCUCCGAUUUUAAACAAUCCCUCUUUAUUUUUCAUUGCCCGCCCAAUAUCUGCCCCAAUUUCGCAAUUAGGUCUCCUGUUCAAAAUAUCUCAUUGUCCCAUAGUUUCCGUCAUCUUCUUGAAAAUCUAUCACCACCAGCUCUUGUCCGAUAGAGAACAUCGUCCAUCAAUCUCAGAUGGCUCUCUCUCUGUCGAUUACAAAUCUGAGAUUGGAGAGAGGAAUGACGCAGAGAUGAGCGAAGCUCUUCCUCUUGGUUAAGCACGAAGCAGACGUUGAAGAUGAGAACCGAAACUGCGAGAAGCACAUAUAGAGUCGGAUUGACAACGAUUUCAAGUAGAGAGGACCCGCGAAAUGGAGUAGAGAACCAUGGAUUUAAGGAUAAACAUCUCAAUUUAGGUCAAAUCUCAUAUUUUUAGCAUGUUUGUUUGUUGAAUUUGAACUAAUUUUUUCUAUCUGGUAUUUUCAAAUUUGGAAUAUAACUUUGAACUAAUUUAUAGUUCAAAUUUGGAACAUGACUAUCUUGAGUCUGGUAUUUCCUUUGAACUAAUUUUUUAUGUUCAUUGCUAAUUAUUGAUGAAGGUGAUUAUGAUUUUACUGGAAUGGCCUUUGUAUGAAUACUGGUAUAUGCUCUUUAGUGAACGUCCAACUUUGGAAAAAGGUUAUCUAAACUCUUUGGAUACAGGCAUUUGUUGGUGAGCUAUAUGUUCUAGGUUUGGUGCAAUUUACUCAAUUGAAUUUACUUUGACUCUAAUUAUGUAUCACAAAUAUUAGAAGUUGUUAAAAACAUGUAACAAAGUUCAAAUCUUUCUGAGGAUCUAUUUUAUUCUUUUUAUUUUAACUUCACUGAGUUUUUCUUUUAAAGUAAACUCUUUCUAUGUGAUUAUUUGGGUUUAUCAGUUGUUGUAGAAAUGUGUGCCCUGGUUGUAGAUUUUUUUACUUCACUAAUUUUAUUUUACUUCACGCACUUAAUUGGAUUCAUUAGUGGUUGAUAUGCCCUGCUAGGUUAUGUUGUAAUGGAUAAUGUUAAUUAUUAUAGCUUAAAAUUUCUACAAUGCUGAUUUGCAAAUUUUUCUACUUGAUUCUGCAGUCUUGAUAAAGGUGUUGAGCUUGAAUGUUAAUGGGUUGAGAUUGAUGAUAUUUGCGCUUUCACCUUUUGGUGAGUUGCAAUUCACUCUUCUUUUAGAAGAGCCUCAUUGCUUAGUAUAAUUUGUGUUAUGAACUCAUAUGAGUAGUUUCUGCUUGGAUUUUUCUUUAGGCAUCCUUUCUAAACAAUGUGUGUAUGAUGAAAAGUGGGAAAAUGCCCAAACAAGCUACAUAAGCUAAGCAUUUGUAAGAUGUGGCUGUCUAAUUGUUUUGUGUUUUACCUUACGCUUAACCUGUUAUAUGAUUUCUUUACAUAUAAGGGUUUAUAUAUUGCACUUCCUCCCUCCGUUUUAUAUUAUUUCCCAAAAUGUUUUAUAGUUCAAGUUUCAUACAUUGACUAUUUGUUCAAGUCCUACUUUCGUGCCUACAAUUCGUUUAGGUGUAUAAAUGGUGAACUUGUAUCGAUCUUAGAGUGUGAAGAUCUUGGAAGUUUCAGCAAUCAUGUGUCUCUUGAUAGUACUAUGUAUCUUAAUCUUCCUUGUUUCAAAAUCUCUAAAAUUCAUUUACUUAUUUUUUCCUGAACUUUGAAGGCUGAAAUUAAUUAUAGGAUUCUCAAAUGUUGUUGCAGGUCCUUCUAUUAGGCCAAAUCAUAUUAUUUUGAUGGAAAGCGGAAGGAAGUUUACACUUUGUACUCUUGAGUUCAUUCUUUAGCCAUUUCUGCACUAAAGAAACUUCAAAGUGCACAAAAAUCUGGUCAGGACAAGAUAAAAACGCAUACAGUCAUGUAGAGAUUGGUGAAGUUCAAGUAGACUUGGCGGAGGUGGUUGGAUCAUGUAUGUAGCAGAUUUUGAUCAUAUUGCUACUAUAUUCAAGUUAAAUAUAUGAAGUCUAUAUUGUAAAAGUGUAACAACUUUGAAUUAAAUUUACAUUGUAGUCUACAUUGUAAAAUAG